AUGUCGCAGACCAUCGAGCUUGCCCAGACGGGCAAGCGUGAUUUUCUGAUUGAUCUGGAGAAAAAGUACCAGGCGCAAUGGACAGAAGAGCGCGUUUUUGAGGUCGAGGCGCCGACGCGCCAGGAGCUCGCUGGUCUCUCGCCUACCGAAAUCCGCGAUAAGUUCCCUAAAUGGUUCGGCAACUUCCCGUUCCCGUACAUGAACGGCUCUCUGCAUCUGGGACACGCCUUUACUAUUUCCAAAAUCGAGUUCGCGGCUGGCUAUAACCGCAUGCUCGGCAAGCGCGUUCUGUUCCCUCAUGGAUUCCAUGCUACCGGCAUGCCCAUCAAAGCUAGCUCUGACAAGAUCAUUCGCGAGAUGGAGAUGUUCGGUGAGAACUUUGAGCGUUUCGCGCCGCCAGCAGCAGAAGAGCCAACGGACGGUCCCGUUCUGGAUGCCAGCGACCCUACGGCUACGCGUCAGGACAAAGCGAAGAAGGGAAAACUGGCUGCCAAGUCCACUGGUCACACAUACCAGUUCCAAAUCCUCGAAUCUAUUGGUGUACCCCGCGAGGAUAUCAAGAAGUUCGCGGACCCGUACUACUGGCUGGAGUACUUCCCUCCUAUUGCGGUCAGUGACAACAACGCGUUCGGUUGCCGCAUUGAUUGGCGCCGCUCCUUCCUGACGACCGACAUCAACCCGUACUUCGACUCUUUCGUGCGCUGGCAAACCAACAAGCUUCACGGCCUCGGUAAGAUCAAGUUCGGCGAGCGUUACACUAUCUACUCGCCGAAGGAUGGCCAACCCUGCAUGGACCACGAUCGUGCGGAGGGAGAGGCUAUCGGCCCGCAGGAGUACACCGGUAUCAAGAUGAAGGUCGUCGAGUGGAGUGAUGCCGCGAAGGCCGAGAUCGUGCACAAGGUUGGAGACCGCCAGGUAUACCUCGUUGCUGCGACUCUCCGCCCGGAGACGAUGUAUGGCCAGACCAACUGCUUCGUCGGUACGCAGAUCAAGUACGGUGUCUUCGCAGCGAACGACAAAGAGGCGUACGUCUGCACUAUGCGCGCAGCACGCAACAUGGCUUUCCAGGGUAUCUUCUCCGUCCGCGGACAGAUCAACCAGCUCACCGAGAUCGACGGAUCAAAGAUUGUUGGCACCAAGAUCAGCGCACCGUUCUCCAUCAACCCCGAGGUGUACGUCCUGCCCAUGGAGAACGUGCUCGCGACCAAGGGUACCGGCGUUGUUACAUCUGUACCAUCCGACUCGCCCGAUGACUACGCGACGCUCAUGGACCUCCGCAAGAAGGCCGAGUUCUACAAGAUCGACCCAAAAUGGGCAUCCCUCGACCCUGUCCCCGUCAUCUCCACGCCUACCUACGGCGAUAUGAUCGCAGCUGAGCUCGUCAAGAAGCUGAAGAUCAACUCGCAGAAGGACAAGACCCAGCUGGCAGAGGCGAAGGAGAUUGCGUACAAGGAGGGCUUCUACUCGGGCACGAUGAUCGUUGGCGAGUUCAAGGGCGAGAGCGUGCAGGAGGCGAAGGUCAAGGUUCGCAACAGCAUGAUCGCGAAGGGCGUCGCGUUCGCAUAUGCGGAGCCUGAGGGCUUGGUCGUGUCGAGGAGUGCGGACGAGUGUGUUGUGGCGCUCAUGGAGCAAUGGUACAUGGACUACGGAGAGGCGUCGUGGAGGGCGGAGGCUGAGCGCUCGUUGGCGAGGAUGAACACUUGGACACAUGAGACUCGUGCUGCGUUUGAGGGUACCCUUGCAUGGCUGAACCAGUGGGCCUGCGCGCGCACGUACGGUCUCGGCUCCAAGCUGCCAUGGGAUCCUCAAUUCCUUGUCGAGUCUCUGAGCGAUUCCACUAUCUACCCCGCCUACUACACCGUCUCCCAUAUGCUGCACCGCUCCAUCGACGGCAAGGUCCGCGGACCGCUCAACGUUGAGCCCGAGCAGCUCACGGACGCAGUCUGGGAAUACAUCUUCCUCGGCGGCGAGUACCCCGCCGAUGCUCCUCUGCCCAAGGACAAGGCCGACGAGAUGCGCCACUCCUUCGAGUACUUCUACCCCUUCGACAUCCGCUCGUCCGGCAAAGAUCUCAUCAACAACCAUUUGACGUUCCUCAUCUACAACCACUGCGCCAUCUGGCCGGAGGACAAGUGGCCAUUGAGCAUCCGCACGAACGGUCACUUGAUGUUGAACGGGAAGAAGAUGUCGAAGAGUACCGGCAACUCGUUGACUAUGCGUCAGGGCGUGGAGAAGUUCGGCACGGAUGCCACGCGUUUGGCGCUUGCGGAUGCCGGAGAUGGCGUCGAUGAUGCGAACUUUGAUGAGAAGAGCGCGAAUGCGAACAUUUUGCGAGUGCAUACGCUCAUCGGCUGGUGCGAGGAAUCUAUCAAGGGCAAGGCGAACUUGCGGAACGGCGAGCUCAACUACCACGACAAGGUUUUCGAGAACGAGAUCAACAACUUGAUCAACCUCACAAAGACCGCAUACGACCUUACCAACUACAAGGACGCGAUGAAGUCCGGCUGGUACGAGAUGCAGAUUUCACGUGACUGGUACCGUGAAGUCACUCAAGAGGCUGGCGGCAUGCACGGUGACCUCGUCGAGUACUGGGUUCGUGCUGCGACGCUCCUCGUCACGCCUGUCGCGCCCCACUUCGCCGAACACAUCUGGCAGACGAUCCUCGGAGAGAAGACGACGAUCCAGCGCGCCCUCUUCCCAACGCCCAGCAAACCCGUCGACGUGCCCAUGCUCGACUCUGGCGUCUACAUGCGCAACAUGGUCAAGACGAUCCGUGACGCCGAGCUCGCUAUCCUCAAGCGCCUGAACAAGAAGGGCGGCAAGGACGCGCCGUACGACCCGAAGAAGCCGCGAUCUGUGAGGGUGUACGUCGCUACGCGCUUCCCGGAGUGGCAGGACGCGUGCAUUGCGGCUGUGAAGGAGGCGUGGUCGGAAGAACAUGGGAAGGUCGAUGAUGCGGAGGUCAGGAAGAACUUGACUGCGAAGGGGUUGAUCAAGGAGAAGCGUGCUAUGCCCUUCAUCCAGCUGUUCAAGAAACGGAUCGCAGAGGUCGGGAAGGAGACGGCGUUCAACCGUACGCUGCCAUUCUCGGAGACCGCGGUUCUCGGCGAGAUCCUGCCGUACCUAAAACGCUCAUUGAAUCUGGUUGACGCUGAUAUUCUCUCCGUUGAGGAUGCGCUGGCCAAGGCGGGAGAAGCUGGCUUCAAUAAGCAGAUCAUCGAGGGUGCAGAGCCUGGUUCGCCGGCGUUUGAGUUCAGGAAUGUGUAG
This is a messenger RNA of Peniophora sp. CBMAI 1063, 3267 nucleotides long. NCBI's taxonomy places the organism in Eukaryota, Fungi, Basidiomycota, Agaricomycetes, Russulales, Peniophoraceae. The record is from the annotation of a GenBank genome assembly.